CAAGAAUUUAAAAGCAGCAUCUUACCAAACAUCACGCUCUUCAAUAUAAUACCACAUUCUUCUAAACCCCUGUUCACCAUUUCAAUACAUAAUGCUUGACGAUAGAAAGCGAAUCUAAUUCUGAAGUCAUCCAUUCUCCCGGUGCUAUUGACAUCGGCAAGUCUUUAUCGAGGCCAUCUUUCGGUAGUCAGCAGACAUCAAGUACAUCACAUCUCGACAGGCAUAAAUAAAUUUACAUCAUGUCAUUCUCCAAUCUCGUCUCUGAUCUCGCUUUUAGGGAUGCUCAGGAUGACCGGAGCUCCCAGAUUUCCCAUGCACGGUCCCAGGCUACUGCUCGAUCGUACACUAGUACAGCUGCGACAAGCGUUAGCAUAUCUGGUGACAUUUCUAGUCAGCUUCAUUCUGGCUACAGCCAUCCAUUGAGCAGGUCAUGGCAAGCAGAGAAGCAGUUGACCAAGGAGAUGCUCAUCUACCCUCUUUUUAUUACCGACAAUCCCGAUGAGGAGACACCCAUACCAUCCCUGCCAAAUCAAUACCGUCGAGGACUGAAUCGACUGGUUCCAUUUUUAAGGCCACUGGUGCAAAAAGGUCUGCGUUCCGUGAUUCUAUUUGGCGUUCCCUUGCACCCAUCUGCAAAGGAUGCAUUGGGAACCGCUGCAGACGACCCGACUGGGCCAGUAGUUCAGGCUAUUCGCCUUCUUCGUUCGCGCUUUCCCCAGCUCUAUAUUGUGACAGAUGUCUGUCUCUGUGAAUAUACUUCGCAUGGUCACUGCGGCAUACUGCGUGAAGACGGAACAUUGGAUAACGCACUUUCCGUUGACCGGAUUUCUGAUGUAGCUUUGGCCUAUGCUGCUGCCGGCGCUCACUGUGUGGCUCCAUCGGACAUGAAUGAUGGAAGAGUCCGCGCCAUCAAGCUGAAGUUGAUCGAAGCUGGUUUGGCCCACCGUGUUCUUUUGAUGUCCUACAGUGCCAAGUUUAGCGGUUGCCUUUACGGUCCUUUCAGAGAUGCCGCAGGGUCCUGCCCUUCUUUUGGAGACAGGAGGUGUUACCAAUUGCCUCCGGGUGGUCGGGGGCUUGCUCGGCGAGCCAUACAGAGAGACAUUGGUGAGGGUGCAGACAUCAUAAUGGUGAAGCCUGCAAGUAGCUACCUGGACAUCAUCAGAGACGCCAAGGAGCUUGCAAAAGAUAUGCCAGUUGCUGCUUACCAGGUCAGUGGUGAGUUUGCUAUGAUACAUGCAGGGGCAAAGGCAGGUGUUUUUGAUUUGAAGUCGAUGGCCUUUGAGAGCACCGAGGGGAUAUUACGCGCCGGUGCUGGCAUUAUAGUGAGCUAUUUUGUGCCUGACUUUCUGGACUGGCUCUCUUAGGCAUUCUCCCAAUACAUGAACGAACCCAGCACCUGCCCUGCUUACUGUGAUGUUCCAGUCUCAAAGAGGCAGCCUAUCUGAGUUUGUCAAUAGGGAGAAAUAUUGAAUCGUCACUCGACUAAGAAACUGUCAUUGAAAUUAGUGUACCGGGAUGGAUUUAUCGUCGCUCUUGUGACGUAUGAUGUUUAAUGCCCCAAGACAGACUGAACUCAAGCCCUCCAUAUGCUAUAAUGCUGAGCCUGGCAUGUGCUGAGAAAAUAAGAGUGACCCGUUCUUGUAAAACAGAGUGAUUGGCAAUUCACUUGUAUGUGAAUGGCUACUGAAUUACUUCUAUUGGGGCCCUUAAGAAGUACAGAGGACGGCAUAAUAGAGCACUAAAAUUUUCGAGAGUAUAAUGCCGCACGCCUUGUGCUCUGAACCAGCCAGACACCUAAACUUGAGUGUGCUAUGGAUG
Molecule: messenger RNA, 1818 nt
Organism: Aspergillus ibericus CBS 121593
Lineage: Eukaryota; Fungi; Ascomycota; Eurotiomycetes; Eurotiales; Aspergillaceae
Product: porphobilinogen synthase HEM2
Exons: 2
Coding region: 240-1364 (374 amino acids)
Biological process (GO): heme biosynthetic process
Cellular component (GO): cytosol
Molecular function (GO): porphobilinogen synthase activity; zinc ion binding
Source: RefSeq, a predicted model, not a curated record